Messenger RNA from Phyllopteryx taeniolatus (common seadragon), 1153 nucleotides. Its product is annotated as PAK4-inhibitor inka2-like. NCBI's taxonomy places the organism in Eukaryota, Metazoa, Chordata, Actinopteri, Syngnathiformes, Syngnathidae. Gene Ontology annotation, cellular component: nucleus. The record is from RefSeq and is a predicted model, not a curated record. Gene Ontology annotation, molecular function: protein kinase binding; protein serine/threonine kinase inhibitor activity.
CAAAGUGUGCCGUCAGCCUUGGUGUUGACUACAAGAGUAAGGACACAGCAGCAGUUUCAUCAGAAGUAAAAAAAUAUAUAUGAGGUGUUUUGUUUUCUUUUUGGAUGGGAAUGCUGAGAACACAUAAGGAGUUUUAACUUCACUGCAAACGCUUACAAGCAAUGCUGUGUAUGGGAGAUUCCGGCAACCGCUUCCAGAACCGCGCGCAGCACGUGAUGCGCUCCGUGCAGGACCUGAAGCAGACGGGCAAGCCGAGGCCGCUCAGCGAGCCGUGCGAGCGCUCCUUCGCAGUGACCCGCUUGUGCAAGCAAAGGACCCAGCAGGAGCGACUCUCCAAGCAGCGCGUGUCGCAGGCCAGCGAGGCCAGCACGUACGAUUCGGCCUGCUGUCUGGCCAACCCUCCGGAGGAAGACGAAGAAGAACCCAACGAGCGCUUGGCUCAAGCUUCCCCCAACAGUGAGAAGAGUUUGGACUUUGACUCUGGCUACUCAGAGGCCUCCUGGCACGAUGAAGGUGUUGUUUUGAGAAGGACGAGGAAUGUGCGGGUGUCUUCUUCUGCUUGCCUCCGAACAAACACGGGACCUUCGGGUCGGACCCGGCCCAAAUCCACAUCGGACGCUUGCCUAGAGCGCUGGACCUCCUUUGAGGCCAGCGACCCAGAGGACUGGACUACAGGUUUGCUAAGCAAGAGUCGGAACAGACAGCCUCUGGUUCUGGGGGACAACAGCUUUGCGGACCUUAUUAAGAAUUGGAUGGACCUACCAGAGUGUCCCGAGCCUGCAGAACUAAAGCCCAGUGCCAGGCGGCGUCUCGCCAAGGACAUUUUAGUCAACAUGAAGCGGCGACUGGCCGGGAUGUCUAAAGGUGUGGAGAUGAGGCAGAAACCAGCAGACUCCACACGAGGGAGCAGGGCUGCCGAGGGCCCCAAACGGAUGUCCUGCCCUGUGGGACUCCGGUCGCUUAAACCUUUCUUCCACCAAUCACACACGGGCCUGCAUGCACUCGACUCGGACUUCUACCACUUCGCCGCCCUCAUGAAGACGGGCAGCCGACAGCCCAUAAUAUGCAACGAUAUCAUCGGUUACAUCUGACUCUAUAAGAUCGAUUUUUGUCCAAAAUAUCAACCCAAAUAAACCUUCCUUAUUUAAUUGUU